AUGGCGUCGCUGGAAUCUCAGUUGGCGAUAAAGGUAUCUGGUCUGCCCGAAGUAGGAAAUCGACCCUGUUUACUCUCUCUUGAUGGUGGUGGCGUUCGCGGACUCUCCUCACUGCACAUCUUGCGAUAUAUCAUGACCAAGGUCAAUGAGAAUAGAAGUGGCGAUGCACUUGUCAAACCUUGUCAGAUCUUCGAUAUCAUUGGAGGAACAAGUACUGGAGGCUUAAUUGCAAUCAUGCUUGGCACGCUCGGCAUGGACGUCGACGAGUGCAUAAAGGCAUAUGACACUCUGUUUGAGCUCGAUGUCAAGUCUGCUUUUAGCUCCAAGGCUUUACGAUCGGCUGUCACGGAAAUUGUCACAAAGAGUGGUCGGAAGCCGGAUGCAAAAUUCAAUGAAGGGAUCGACCAUAAAUGCAAAACCUUUGUUUGCGCAACGUCUGAAGAUACAUCAAACACCAGACUCCUAAAGGACUAUGAUAUACCUGGGAAGCCGCGUCAAAACCAGGGUAUGACCAUUGUAGAAGCUGCAAUGGCCACUUCCGCGGCGUUGUCGUUUUUUGAUUCUGUCGAAAUUGGCGAUCAAAUAUACUUGGAUGGAGGUACUGGUGCAAAUAACCCGGUUGACCGCGUCUGGAAUGAAGCUCAAGCACUCUUUGGUGCAGAGGAUGGCAAGAUCGACAAUGUAGUUGGAUGUAUCCUGUCAAUCGGAACUGGAGACCCUGGAAUCCAUUCGUUUUCAAAAAACGCCUGGAAGGUCCUAACGGAAACAUUGCGCAACCUUGCAACAGAGACGGAGGCCACAGAACGUCGAUUUUCCAGUACACAUUCUUACUUAACUGCGUCAACGCCACGCUACUUCCGUUUCAAUGUUCAGCAGGGCCUCCAAAGUGUUGGACUAGCAGAAUACAAGGAGGCUGGGAAGAUUAAGACUGUGACAGAGGAAUAUAUGGAUCAUCGGAAUAAGGAGCUGGAAGUGUUGAAGAUUUCGGAAAUAUUGAGGGCCAAGAACUCGGCUGCACUACCAAACAUCAAACAACUAGUCACUCCCCGAAAUAUAGAGUUAAAGGACUUCAUUGGCCGGACCGCAGAGCUUGACCAACUUUCCGACGCUUGUAAUGUCAAUGGAAGCGCAGAUGACAAACCUCGGAUUGUCGUUAUUAGAGCGCUAGGUGGCCAAGGCAAGACGCAGCUAGCCCUCAAAUACUGUUACCAGAUGCGAGGUAAAAUGCCGGUACUUUGGGCUGACGCUCAAACAAGCAAGACUUUGAAGAAGGAUCUUGCAUCGUUUGCCCCUUUACUCAAUGUGUCUAUUUCAGACAAUGCGGAUAUUGAUGCUCAAGUCGAUGAUACCCUUACAACCCUCCAAGACUUUCCUACGCCAUGGCUCAUGGUUUUCGAUAAUUGCGACGAUCCAGAUUCGUUUAACAACAUCGACCACCUCAUGCCUUCAUGUAGCCACGGAAUCAUAGUCAUCACAACACGACACGAGAAUACUUUGAAACUUGGGGGUGAAGAUUUUAAGAUGAGCCUAGACUCUCUCCUCGAAAAGGAUGCAAUUGAGCUACUUGAGGUAACAUCUAAGGGGAAAGAUCGCAAGGGCCAUGAUCUAUCGACCAAGAAGGACAUCGUGAAUAGGCUUGGAAAACAUGCUCUGGCCGUUGCUCAAGCUGGAGCAUACAUUCGGGACAGGAAGAUUUCGUUACGAGAUUUUCGACAGCAAUUUGAGCAGCAAAAGAGACGCGUUAUAGGUGACAAAUCCGAGGGCAUGAACGAGUAUAGGAAGAAGUUGUCAGACAACACUGAAGUUGAGACCUCGAUGAAUGUCUUCACAACUUUCGAACUUUCGUAUAGUCAACUGAGCCGUCGCGGGGGUGGAGUUGCCUACCAUUCAGCAGACGUUUUGACUCUACUCGCAUUUUUUGAAUCCAAGAGUGUUUCCGAAAACCUGAUGAAAUCAUAUUGCGAACAUGAAGACGCGGAGCUCAACAUAGAAGAUUCCAUUUUGAAACCUGAGGCUUCGAGCAAACCUGGGGUUUUCUUAACCCAUCAUGCUAAAGCAUGGGAUUCUGACGACUAUUGCGAUGUUCUGAUUUUGUUGAGCAAGUUGUCGUUAACCCAGCCUUUUACUAGGCAUGAAAACAACCUCUGUAUCGUGUCUCUUCACCCACUUGUCAGAGACUGGAUCAGGAUCCGAACAGACGACAUCAACUGUCAAAAGUAUGCAUCUUUCGCAGGAACAUGUAUUUACCGACUUCUGGACUUGACACCACAUCCUAACAACUUUUACGCUUUGAGUCUACCCAAAACACAGGAACUCCAGGCCCACCUCAAUAUCCACGCGACUGAUCGUUCUGGACUAUCUAGCAAGGGAUUGGUGCCAGUUUACAAAACACCGCCUCGAAAUAUUGGGCGGCCAGAACUUCUUUUCGGAUUUUUAACAGAUAACAACGGCGAAUAUAACAAAUGUCAAAUAGGAAAUGUCCCUAAUACAAAAGCGCCUUACUAUACUCAUAGAGCUAUUUUGUCAUCACAGAACGCACUCGCCUGUGCAUAUCAAGCCAACGGACAGAUCUUAGAGGCUGUCAAGCUCCUCGGGAACUGA
Venustampulla echinocandica is the source of this 2601-nucleotide messenger RNA. RefSeq lists its product as uncharacterized. Gene Ontology annotation, biological process: arachidonate metabolic process. Lineage: Eukaryota; Fungi; Ascomycota; Leotiomycetes; Helotiales; Pleuroascaceae. Gene Ontology annotation, cellular component: membrane. The transcript has 8 exons. The coding region runs from base 1 to 2601 and encodes 866 amino acids. The record is from RefSeq and is a predicted model, not a curated record.